AUUAUACUUGGGGAAGAGCAAAACAGACGUAAAUUUACAUGGGAACUUAGAAGAGAAAUUUCAAAAGGAAUAGCAAAUGGACUUUCAUAUCUCCAUGAAGAAGUGAAUCCACAUGUUGUACAUAGGGAUAUUAAGGCCAGCAACAUACUUCUUGAUCAAAAUUUCACACCAAAAAUUGCAGAUUUUGGUUUAUCUAGGCUAUUUUCCAAGAACAUUUCACAUAUUACAACUCGAGUUGCCGGUACAUUAGGCUAUCUUUCUCCAGAAUACGCGAUCAGUGGACAUUUAACUCGGAAAUCAGAUGUUUAUAGCUUUGGAGUAUUAUUGCUAGAAAUAGUCAGUGGUUGUCCUGUUAUUGCCUUUGACAUUGAGAGAGGAGAACAUUUCCUAGUUAACAAGGCAUGGGAAAUUUACAAUACUGGAAGAUUAUUAGAGCUAGUAGACCCUAUGUUAAAUGGAGAAUUUCAUGGCGACGAAGCUGUCCGAUUCUUGAAAAUUGGUCUACUUUGUGUACAAGAAAUAGCCAGCCUACGCCCCAAAAUGUCUACAGUCAUCAAGAUGUUGAGCAAUGCUAAUUAUAUGGAAUUAGAGGACAUAAAUAUUACUCAGCCUGGAAUUCUUGCUGAUUUGGGAGAUGUUAAAAUAGGCCAAAAACAAUCUACUCACAGUUUUUUAUCAAGUGCUGUAGAUAUAGCUAGAAAAUGUUGGUACAAAGUGUAUGUUUCACAUACACAAAGUUGGCCAAUUCUCUUUGACAAGAUAUAAAAUCAAUGUAGAGGGAGAUUUAGGAUUUGAUUUCGAGUAGACAUACAAUAACAAGAUUCAUAUUGAAGUAUAUAUAGAUAUUUAGUGAGUCUUUAAAUGGGGAAAAGACUCAAAUAUGUCAUUGAACUAUAAGAAAUUACUCAUUUAUGCCAUCAGUUAAAAGUUUGGCUCA
Molecule: messenger RNA, 937 nt
Organism: Capsicum annuum
Lineage: Eukaryota; Viridiplantae; Streptophyta; Magnoliopsida; Solanales; Solanaceae
Product: cold-responsive protein kinase 1-like
Exons: 4
Biological process (GO): protein phosphorylation
Molecular function (GO): protein kinase activity; ATP binding
Source: RefSeq, a predicted model, not a curated record